Molecule: messenger RNA, 1278 nt
Organism: Fusarium keratoplasticum
Lineage: Eukaryota; Fungi; Ascomycota; Sordariomycetes; Hypocreales; Nectriaceae
Product: Zn(2)-C6 fungal-type domain-containing protein
Exons: 4
Coding region: 1-1278 (425 amino acids)
Biological process (GO): DNA-templated transcription
Molecular function (GO): zinc ion binding; DNA binding
Source: RefSeq, a predicted model, not a curated record
AUGAAGGGGUGGGACUGUGUUGUUGUGGGUUCUGCAGCACCCAGAGACGGAUUAUGGCCCAGUUGCCAAAACAGGAAACAGGACGAUGCCGGCCGAGGUGUUUCAGGACAGCCCAUCCGGCAGCUUUCACCACCGCCCCAAGCUGUCGAGAGCAUCUUUCAUACGCCGGUAUCACAGGGUAUUCCGGAUGAACUUGCAUCACGCACUACGUCCUCGCGCAGUCCCGAACUGGAGGGACCAUGCUCAGUACACUACACGUCUUAUGACUUUCUCGAGGUGAGUAAUAGGGCCAGUUUACGAGUUGAAGACGUCACAUACCUUGCAUCCCAAGGGUGCUUCAACUUGCCCAGUCGACCAGCUCUAGACAUCAUUGUUCGACAAUACUUCCGCCUGGUCCACCCAUUAUUUCCUCUUCUCAAUGAGGUCGAGUUCUGCGAGAUACUCCAGGGCGGCGUGGUACCAAGUCCAUCGGCACCCAAGAUUUCCUUGCUGCUUUUUCAGUCUUUCCUGUUUGCGUCGUGCGAUUUUUCCAAGUCUACCCCCCUCGAAACCAUUCAAAGCAUGGGCUUCGUAGACUGUAAGCAGGCUAGGUCUUGUUUCUAUAGAAAAGCCAAGCUGCUCUACGAUCUCGAUGCCGAGGCAUCCUCACUCACUCUCUCACAAGCGGCCCUCCUGCUAUCUCGCGGCUCACUAUCUUUGAAUUUGAUUGCAAGCCAAAUGGACUCGGUCUGGCUGACCAUUGCCAUUACACAUGCAGAAAUUGUGGGCGCACACCAAUAUGAAUCGUCACUGUCAAUGCAUCAGUCUAAUGAGAACACACUGAAACGACUUUGGUGGUGCUGCAUCAUCCAGGACAGGCUGGCCUCGUUAUGCUUUGGUCGACGAAUGCAAAUCGAUGGCACACGUUUCGACGUGAGCUCUCAUCGGCCUUUGGGCAUAGCUGACCUGCGGGAUGAGAUUCACCAUAGCCAAGCUUUCAACGCAACCUUGAAAAGCCACUUGAUCAGGCUGCUGGAAAAGUUUAUCCAUCUCUGCCUAGUGCUGAGCACUCUAUUCCACCUCACACGUGCACAGGUUCAGCCGCUGCCUGGCGAUUUCAACAAAACUCUGACAGAGAUCGCUGCUGUCAAGAGUCAACUCCGGGAAUGGUACAAAGACAUAUCUCAUAGUCUGCCGCAUCUCAUCAAUCCCCAGGGGGGCUCACCACUCAUAAAGGACGAGGGGGACUUUUCAACUAUCAAGUUGUACUUCAACACAGUAAUCAUUUACUAUUGGUAA